UGUUAUAUAACAACAUUGAUGCUUCACUUCCAACUUAUACAAUGCCAAUAAUAACUUCUAAAAAAACAACUUUUCUUAUAAUUUUAUAAUCAUAUUUUAACAAAAUUGCAGCUUCACCACACAACUUUUUAGCACAAAAUCCACUAAAAUAGACUGCAAUCCGAAUUUGAAGUGACACUCUCCACUGAAACCACAAGCCAAAUCUUCUAUUCUGGCUUCUCUCCAUGUCCUGCUGAUCAUCAGAGAGAUGAUAGAACCAAUCAAUACAAUAAUCACACAAUUAAAAAAAAAAAUUCUUUUUUCUUCUUCUGGCUGCACUCGCAGAACUUCCUGUCAUCAGAGUCAUUGACACCACCCGUGAAGCACAGGCCCAACAAACUCCCUCUCUAAAACACUUCACAUAAUUCCAAAGGCAGCUCUUCACAUGUUCUUGUUCCAUGUGAAUGGAUGCUUCUUUUCGCAUCCCCUCUCUUCCCCACUUCUCUCUCUCCAUCACAAAUAUACCCACUCACGGGCUACCCUCAUCCAAUAAAAAGCUCAGCAUAUUACAGUCUUCACCAAACUAACCUUCUGGAAUUAAGUCAUGGCCGCAAGGCUUAUCCUAUUCUCUCUUCUCCUUCUCAGCUUCUCAGUUCCAGUCAUCCAUUGCAGCUCCCUUGCUAACGUCACUGUAGUGGGUACCGUCUUCUGCGACGCCUGCUCCAACAACACCUUCUCCAAGCACAGUUACUUCCUCCAAGGUGCCAAGGUGCAGAUAGUCUGCAAGUUCUCCGCAGAGACAACAUCGGGAGAGGAAAUCUCCAUCAACACAGAGCGCAUCACAGAUAAAUUUGGUGUUUACAAGCUUGACAUUCCCCCGGUUGAUGGCUUUGAGUGCAGAGAAGGCCAAGCAUUGGAGUCCUUCUGCAAAGCAAGCCUUCUACAGAGCCCUUCGCCUCUCUGCAACGUACCCAGCUUAAGCUCUUCCAACGAGCAUUUGGCUUUCAAGGCUGGGGAAUUCAAUUCGUGUGUUUAUGACUUGAACGCACUCAGUUAUAAACCAGCUCAAAGGGAUUCUUCCUUAUGCGGUACUAAAAGUGAAGAUGUGGCGAGUUUAGUUACCGUUAAGCCAAAAAAUUCAAAUUCUGCACUUUUCUUUUGGCCACCCUUCUUCCCAUGGCCAAAUUGUCCUUUUCCUUUCCCUUUCCCUUUCCCUAACCCUCCUUUCCCUUUCCCUUUUCCUAUUCCUCUUCCUUUCCCUAGCCCACCUUCUCUUCCUUUUCCUUUCCCUACAAUUCCGUUUUUUGCUCCACCGCCACCUGCUUUUCCCUUUCCAUUUCCACCACUGCCAUUUUUUGCUCCACCACCUCCACCUCAGUUAACCUUUCCUUUCCCAUUCCCCUUUCCAUCGCUACCACCAUUCAACCCAAUUCCAGGUUUUUUUCCACCGCCGCCAUCACCACCUUCUUCUCCUCCGCCGCUAACUUUUCCCUUUCCUUUUCCACCUCUGCCUCCCUUCUUCGCUUUCCCUCGCCCGCCAUCUCCACCUAUACCAGUUUUUUCUUUGAGCGACCCUCAAAAGCAAAAUCAGCAACCAUGA
Molecule: messenger RNA, 1579 nt
Organism: Dendrobium catenatum
Lineage: Eukaryota; Viridiplantae; Streptophyta; Magnoliopsida; Asparagales; Orchidaceae
Product: leucine-rich repeat extensin-like protein 3
Exons: 2
Coding region: 584-1579 (331 amino acids)
Source: RefSeq, a predicted model, not a curated record